This is a messenger RNA of Rosa chinensis, 1702 nucleotides long. Its product is annotated as dehydration-responsive element-binding protein 1B. NCBI's taxonomy places the organism in Eukaryota, Viridiplantae, Streptophyta, Magnoliopsida, Rosales, Rosaceae. Bases 99 to 701 code for a protein of 200 amino acids. The record is from RefSeq and is a predicted model, not a curated record. Gene Ontology annotation, molecular function: DNA binding; DNA-binding transcription factor activity. The transcript has a single exon. Gene Ontology annotation, biological process: regulation of DNA-templated transcription.
UGGUUUUCCCACCUCUUCCACGUGUUAAACCCUCUACCAACGUGUUAAACGGACGCAUGUGUUUUUGUUCUGUACCUUUUCCAUGCUCAUAAAUCCCCAUGCUCUGCGAUGCUUCUGCUUCUUCACUAAUGGCUUAUAGAGAGGAACCAGCAGCACCAUCUUCUCCAGCUUCGUUGUUAAUGAAUCUGGGGCAAACCCUAACCCACAUUCAGAGUGGAGUGAUCAAGAAGAGGAAAGCUGGGAGGAAGAAGUUCAAGGAGACUCGCCACCCGGUGUACAAAGGCGUCAGGCAGAGGAACGGCAAGUGGGUUUGCGAAAUGAGGCAACCGGGUCUCAAGAAGUCUCGUGUUUGGCUCGGUACCUUCACUUGUCCUGAAAUGGCUGCUAGGGCUUAUGAUGUAGCAGCUCUGGCUCUGAAAGGUGAAUCUGCUCAGUUGAACUUUCCGGAUGAAGCUAAGGCGUCUCCUUCUUGGACUUCGAGUAUGUCAUUGCCGGAGUUGACGAGUAUGGUGAACUUGGAGAAGGUAGAAGUAGGGUCGAGUAAAGGGUAUGUGGAUGAGGAGGAGUUGUUUAACAUGCCAGAGAUACUUGACAGUAUGGCUGAGGGUUUGAUUCUAACUCCCCCAGCCCUGAAGAAAGGUUUUAACUGGGAUGAUUAUGAUCUGGAGAAUGCCGUAGAGUUUUCUCUGUGGAGUGAUUAACUUUCUUAACUUCCUGACUUGGAUUGUUGAUCAAGGGAAUGGUUUACGUAUUGUUGUUGCCACCAAUGUAUGCAACAUGCAUAUACCGAAACUUCUAGUUCGAUUGUCCAUUUAGAAUUUUCUGGAGUUAGUAAUGUCUACAACAUACUUUGGUUCUGUAAUUAAUAUACGCAAUGAUGGUACUUCUUUCUAGAUUUAAGUCCAGAAUCGAGUGAGGGAGUCACUCCCUUCACUUUCAAAAUAAAAACUUAAGAGUCUUCUUGAACAGUCUUUCCUUGCUUAGUAGGUUCUAGAAUCGGAUCUCGAGCCAUUGGCCUUUUUGUUUGAUAUAUUUUCUUUCCUGCUUAAUUUCUUCCUCCUCCAACCCAUAUCCGGAACUCUUCAUCGGAACCCCUUGAGCUUCACACAGUUACCAUCUUCCUUCCUCCCCCUUUUUUCCAUUUUUCUUUUCUGAUCCACGCACUCUCCUUCAAAAGCUGUUUGAUUUCCUUGGAUUACUGCAUGCAUGCAGUCUUUGGUUUUAUUUCUUCGCCUCAAUGAGUCCCCGACUAUGUAGGUGGACCUAGCUAGCUAGUCCUGAUCUCCUUACUUUAGGGAUUCCAUCAUCUACCAGUGCUGGGACGAAGAAGCGGAUCUGACACCAGGAAAUCCGAUGGAAGUUAACGGCAGGGGAGCCACGUACCCAGUUGAUGUUUGAUGGCAGUAAGAUCGACGGCAGGAAGGGGAAAUUCUGCGGAGAUCAUCGAGGCUUACGAUCUUGGUUCGGCUAUCUUAUAUCUUUUACUGUUCUAGUUUUUUGGUUUCUAGUUUUUGGUCCCAAUCAGUUUUUGUAGGUGACACAAAUGUGUUUUUUGUUGCUCUUGUGGGGCAGAUCGAUCUUUCAUAGGGUUUGUAAGAUGCUGAGCUUGAGCUUGUUGACUAUUUUAAUAAAGUUCAGUUUUCCUGAAAAAGAAAAUAUUGGUGUACAUCAACUGGAUUGUUAGUAUUUGUUUUAAGUUCCA